Anopheles aquasalis is the source of this 1602-nucleotide messenger RNA. Its product is annotated as katanin p60 ATPase-containing subunit A-like 2. The record is from RefSeq and is a predicted model, not a curated record. NCBI's taxonomy places the organism in Eukaryota, Metazoa, Arthropoda, Insecta, Diptera, Culicidae. Gene Ontology annotation, molecular function: protein binding; ATP hydrolysis activity; ATP binding.
GGCUCCCAAUUGGUAUCGAGCCGUUUCGAUUACAUUCCAGGUUUAGUUCCGGGCGUCAGUUGUUAGCAGCGGAAGAGAAAUUCUCGUUACCAACUCCCUUCAGCAAGAGACCAUCAUGUCGUUUGAGCAAGAUCGUCGCAGUAUCUACGAGCGGCGCCGUAACAUCCUGUACCUGGUCGCCAACUAUCUUACCACCAUGGGACUGCACCAAACACGCCAGGCACUGGUCGACGAAACGCAGCUAACUUCUGAGUUUGAGGUGUGCGACAAUAUCGAUCUGGAUACCAUCUACCAGGACUUUUGUAGCUAUUUUCUGCUAAAGUUUGGCAAACAGCCACGGAUCGUUAAGCGCACCGAAACGAUGGGUUUACUGCCGCCUGGAGCUGGAGCUGUUCAACGAAAGUACUCCGGUGCUCGUCGUAAACCACCUGCAAAUGGUGGAAAGUCCGAGGGCAAGGAAUCUCUCCUAGCACUGGGAGCAGGUGAGGAACUUCCAUCACUUCGGAUCACAGCCGGUAUGGUUUCUGAGCAGGUUGGACCCGUAUCAGAAGGUCCUCUAGUGCCGGCAGCCAAUCCGAAGCUUCUGGUACGGCUCCAAGACCAUUUCACCAGCGAGUGGAAGGAUCUGGCCGAAGAAGUUUGCCGCGAUCUAAUCCGAAAGGACCUGCGCCAACGCUGGCACCAAGUUAAAGGCCUCGAAGGGCCUAUUCAGGUGCUGAAAGAGAGUGUCAUUGCCCCGCUGGAGCAUCCGGAACUGUUCGUAGGCCUCGCGCAACCAUGGCGCUGUGUGCUGCUGCACGGUGCCCCCGGCACCGGUAAAACCCUUCUCGCUCGUACACUCUGCUCCGAGACGCGUGAAUCAGUCACCUUUUUCAGCACCAGCGCCAGCACACUGAUUUCGAAGUGGCGCGGCGAAUCGGAGAAGCUUAUCCGGGUGCUGUACGAGGUGGCCAAGUUCUACGCACCGUCCAUCAUCUUCAUCGAUGAGUUCGACAGUUUGGCAUCGCGCCGUGACACGAUCCGUGAGCAUGAGGCAUCGAAACGAUUCAAGAAUGAGUUUCUCGCACUCAUCGAUGGGCUCGAGGGAGGCGAUGGCAAUGGUCCCUCAACAGGAGCGGGGAAUGGGGGUGAAAGGGAGCGUGUCUUUCUUCUGGCCAGCACCAACCUGCCGUGGGAAAUUGAUCCAGCAUUUCUGCGACGCUUCGAGCGUAAGAUACUCGUCGAUCUACCAACGGCCGAUGGACGCAAGGAGUUGAUCGAGCAUCUACUUCCGGCCGUUCGAUCGUGGACAGAACAGGAGAUGCAGCAGAUCGUUUCGCUCUCGGAGAACUGGACCGGUGACGAGGUACGGUUAGCCUGCAAGGAAGCCUCGAUGAUGCUGUUGAGGGAGAAGAUGGGUGAGACGAGCAAAUGCGCCAAAAUCGAUCCAGAUGCCCUACAGUUCCCGAUGCUACGGAGAGCAUUCGAACAGCUGCGGCCCGGGUGUGCGGAAUUGGCACAGAAACACCGUGACUGGAGCCAGCGUUACGGUACACAGCUAAUUGACUGAGGAACAAUUCGCUCGCUCGAAGCACAAAUAAAUGCCUGGUGUCCUUGGAAACA